AUGCACAAGCCACAGUGGACAGUGGAGGUUUUAGCUCGUAUAAAAAACACCGAUUUGACCGUCAGAGUUGACCUCUCGCAGAAAUUCUCUCUGACGUCGUUUCAUUCACUUCAAGCUGACCAUUUUCUCAGAGUGGAUGCGCCACAUCUCGAAUGCCUCUCCAUUAUCUUUGACAGCGGCGUCGACGAAGAGGAGGUCGAAGAGGAAAACGUGCUGCUUUUGCCCCAUUCAGUAUUCCCGAAUGCGCCAAUGUUGCGUUGCCUCUAUCUGCGGGGUCUACUCUGGGAUUCUCCUCUGUUUCCACAGUUGGCUCACCUUGCCAUUCACGAACUGGCCGAGGACUUCCUGGAGAUGUCACCACUUCUCUCCAUCUUGGAAUCGUUGCCACAGCUGCUGAGUCUCUCGCUUAUCUCCGCCAUUACCAUUGACUCCUCGUUGGACUCAGAAACCUCCGCGAAAGUAGUUCAUUUGCCCUCCCUACGUCUGCUGCAUCUCGAUGAAGACUCGGAUUUCUUCAUCGUCUUCAUGAGCUCCAUCGAUCUUCCUCCAGACGUCGUGAUGCGCAUUACGGUUAGGCCAAUGUGGAGCACAUCAGCGGAGAUCAGAAACGUCGUUGACGCAAUUACCCCGCAUGUCAACGGGUCUACCAACAAUCGUCGAAUCCAAGCUAUAUUAUUCGACUUCGACGUUCGUGAGGCUUGUGGUGUCCAAGUAAGUGGCUGGGCACCAGAGCACAGCAAUGGCGGCCUUUCCCACUUGCCGCCUACGGUCCCCCCUCUGUACAUGCGUGUCCUAUGGGAGAACGACGAUAUUGUGGUGCCUGUCAUACAGAUUAGGCUAGCUGAAGCAUUCUGCAACGCGUUCAACCUCGCAGGCGUGAGCGACGUUCAACUCAAUCCUGGUAAUACUGCGCUGUAUCUCUGGGACGUGCCUCCGCUCGCUUCUCGGGUCACAAGGAUCUGUAUCAGCGAGACUCACGCCUCGGGAAUGCUGGGGCACUUUUACGACACGACUCAGGGUAAGGAUUCCCCGUUUCGUGACAGUCUCUGGCGACUUCUGCCGACUGCGAGCUCUGACCUUAACACGGUGCCACGAUGA
This is a messenger RNA of Sparassis crispa, 1098 nucleotides long. RefSeq lists its product as hypothetical. Lineage: Eukaryota; Fungi; Basidiomycota; Agaricomycetes; Polyporales; Sparassidaceae. The transcript is spliced from 2 exons. Bases 1 to 1098 code for a protein of 365 amino acids. The record is from RefSeq and is a predicted model, not a curated record.